Populus trichocarpa (black cottonwood) is the source of this 2214-nucleotide messenger RNA. RefSeq names its product protein EMSY-LIKE 3. Gene Ontology annotation, cellular component: nucleus. The record is from RefSeq and is a predicted model, not a curated record. Gene Ontology annotation, biological process: defense response to fungus. Lineage: Eukaryota; Viridiplantae; Streptophyta; Magnoliopsida; Malpighiales; Salicaceae. The transcript is spliced from 10 exons. Bases 635 to 1924 code for a protein of 429 amino acids.
CUACCAUUUUUGGAUUUUUAACCUAGAAAACAGGAACAGAAGCCUGGACAAACGGCGUGAAUGGCAUCCAUCUUCCACCAUGGAUAAAUCAUGGGAUGGGCUUACAGAUUCCAACAACUAAAGAUCCAAGAAUCCCAUAAUCCGGGCUGAGAAUUUCAGACCAAGAUCUGUUAGUUUGUUUUCUUUUUAUGACGAAACAGUAAGCCCAAGUUAUUGGACCCCAGCUUAAGAACACACACAGAGUCCUCUCCUCUGGCACAUGGCUGGCUCCUUGUUACAAGACAGAGAACAAACACUAACGGAUUUCAAAAUCCACUGUAAACUAAAUAACACCUGUUUAAUAAUUUAUUUCAAGUCCGUUUUUUUUUUUUCUAAUUUUUAAUUUUUGAGGAAAAAAGGGGAAAAAAUAAUCAAAAUCACAGUCUGUAAGCUCAGAGUCUAUCCGUCAGCUAAAGAGGAUGAUAAAUCUUUCCAGUUUCUGCAUCUUAAACGGCAUCGUAUUCAGUUCUUAAGCUAAUUAUUUAGUGUUCUAAAAAUCUCUGCAGCCAAAUCCCACUAGUGGCUUUGAAAUUUAGGGCUUGUUUUGCGGUGGCGCUGAGCUAAAGGAGUUUUGUUUUGGGUAUCAAAGCUGGCUAUGGAUUACGAGCCUUACGAUAGCAGUGGAACUGAUGAUGAUCUUCCCCCGUCACAUCAAAACAGAAUUCCCAGAGGGGGUCGUGUGGCAGGGAAUGGAAGACCAGUUGGAGGUUCAGUCCCUUAUCCUAGAAUGUAUGGUGAAACUGAUAUGGAGACUCAAAUUCACCAACUUGAGCAAGAAGCAUACAGUUCAGUUCUAAGAGCAUUUAAAGCACAAGCUGAUGCCAUCACUUGGGAGAAGGAAAGCUUGAUAACAGAGCUUAGAAAGGAGUUGAGAUUGUCUAAUGAGGAGCACCGAGAGCUUCUUGCUCGGGUUAAUGCAGAUGAUGUAAUACGGAGGAUAAGGGAAUGGAGACAGGCAGGUGGGCAUCAAUCUGGCAUGCUCACUACAGGUCAAGCUGUUCAUGAUCCAAUACCUAGCCCUACUGUCUCUGCAUCUCGCAAGAAACAGAAGAUGACAUCGUCAAUACCUUCUCAGUCCUUUGUUGGGCCUUCUCCAUCAUUUCACCCACCAGCAGUGUCUGCAUCGCACCAGCCAUCUUCAUCUGCUGCUAAACGUGGACCGGGAACAGGACCCAAGGGCAAGAAGCAAAAACCUGGUUUACCUGGUGCUUCUUCAAUGAAGUCCAUUCCAUACCCAUCAUCAGGUCCAUCUGGAAGAGGGCAAGUUGCAAGUAGAAUAUCUUCCGGUGCUGUUCCUGAAGGUGCUGAUCAAUAUAUUGGGAAGAGAGUCAAAACUAGGUGGCCUGAUGAUAAUCACUUUUAUGAGGCUGUUAUAACUGACUACAAUCCAAUUGAGGGGCGGCAUGCUCUGGUAUAUGAUAUGGGAACAGCAAAUGAGACAUGGGAAUGGGUUAAUCUGUCAGAGAUCUCUCCUGGUGAUAUACAAUGGGUAGAUGAGGACCCUGGAAUUUCUCAUCGUGGCAAUUAUGGUGGUUCAGGGCAUGGGAUAAAUAGGGCAAUGGGUCGGGAUGGUGGUCCUGGUCCUGGAAGAAGUAGAGGGGUAACAAAAGGUCAAUCCAGGAAAGAUUUGUUGCCUUCACAGAAUGGGAUUGGAAAAAAGGUGCCUGAUGAUAUCCAAAUUCUUCAUACAGAUACUCUAAUCAGAGAAGUAGAGAGAGUCUUCAGUGCAAAUCAUCCUGAUCCUCUUGAGAUUGACAAAGCAAAGAAAGUAUUGAAGGAUCAUGAGCAAGCACUUGUUGAUGCAAUUUCAAGGCUUGCAGAUAUUUCUGAUGGUGAAAGUGAUGAGGGUGGUCGCCGUUAUGGGCAGGCAUUGGAGAGAGGAUGACAGAACCAGAUAACAGGGUAACAGUGACUCAUGCAAUGGUAGAGAGACAGAUCUGACUUUGAAGAAUGUCCACCUUUUUGUAUAAAUCCUCACUAGAAUUAUAUAUUCUUCCCCAACAUGGAAUUGCCCUUGGUUUGGUUGGUGUAGGAUAGGUAUUAAUGUAGGAAUCAAAUUGUUGUAGCCAGGUGAAAAUUUCUUUGAUAACAGUAAAAUAGUCACUUUUUGAUUGUGUAACAUUGUUCAUUGAUCCGUAUUUAGUGUGCUAUAAUGUAUAAAUUCUUUUUGUUUUU